UUAAUUCUCAAACGUUUCAACAGAGCGUUUAUUAUUAUAAUGUCUCAGCUCAUGAGUGCGUUGUUUCUAAGAAUAUAACAUUGAAUGACAUUAUAUCACAUUUGAAUAUUCAGAAUGUUUUCAUCCUGUGGGACCAUGUGCAAACAUGUUUUAUUAUUGAUAAGUUUCUGUAUAUUUGCGAAAUGUCAGACAGUGGAUCAUCAGAGAACUACCAGAUUACAAUCGAUUAGACACGAAAUCUUUGGUAACAUUGAAGAUUCUGAAAUUACGUUUCCGAUCCAAAACAGUACCACAACCAAUCCACCAUUAGAUUAUGCUAAUUAUACAAAUGAAGCUGAAUUAUCUCCAACAACCGAGAAUUCGGAUGGCGUUGAGGCUUCCACUCUAAAAACUCCUUCAACUACUCCACUUCAAACCGAACCUACUAUUAAACCAGAACUACCAAUGAAAACAGACCACAAAUUCGGUGAUCUCGACCAUAAAUCUCUCCAACUCUACUCAAAACUGUUACAAAUUCUCAAUGAAUCACAGAAUCUUUCAUCAGAGCUGGAUCUUGGCGAGUCAAAAGGUGUUCUUCUUAUUGGGAACUCAGGCUCCGGUAAAACAACCCUGGUGCAACUUCUUGCUGGCAACAUUAGUAAUCUAGAAGCUAAAGAACUGUACCAGGACUCCGGUGAUUAUUACAUUGGUUAUGUUCAUAAAAUAAACAACGGUAUGGGAUUCUCCUCUCCAUUCUCGGUGAAUCUAGUCAGAGAUAAUGAGACAGGAGUUGUUUUUGCUGAUUAUCCGGGAUUUCGCGAGUCGAUCGGAGCAGCUGAAGAUCUUGAAAUCGCCAUGAACAUGAAAGUAGUUGCUGAAUCUUUCCAGAAAGCAAGAAUAGCACUAGUCUGUCCUCAUUCGUUCCUCAAGAAAGGCACCUACAGAGCUGCCUUCACCAACUUCCUGGAGAGAGUCGCCGACUUCUUGAAGAAUUCCGAACACCACGUAUCCGAUAUUACAUUGAUAGUAACCAAAGUGAAAAGCUCCUACUUCUACAAAAAAGGCCAAAUUCAACUGGUCUCAGACAAAGCUGAAUUGAAAGGCAAUUGCAAACUUCAUCGAUGAAGUCAAGGUCGCCUACAGCAGCCAGCAUUCAUCAGAAGAUCGGUGGUCCGAUGAUAAUGACCGUUCCACUUUGAUUCAUCGUAUACUGAUCAACCUUCUUGCUAAGAGAUCAGGGGAGUACAGGAGAAUAAAAAUUCUCAGAGUUCCUGCUGAUUCUGGUCCCUUGAUCAAUCAAGGCUCAAUAAUGCAGGAAAGAGAAGAGAUUAGAGAAUUUUUGUUGGAGGAAGAAGGAUUUGAAACUGUUCAAAAGGACAGCUUUGGAUCUUCAAUUUUAGCAAAAACAAAAGAAGAGCUUGAUACUCUAUCCAGGAAACUUGACAGUUAUAUAACCAGUUUUGCUGAAGAAUUUGGCAGUUAUCUAAGAAAUGAGUUUAUUGAAAGAAUCAGGAAUGACUCUGAUGAAAAUAGUGAUAUAGAAAGUGUGAUUUCCAAAAGGAAAUACAAUCUCGACAUGAUACAAUCGUUGAGAAAACAAGUUGGGAAAUGCAGAAGUCCAGAAGAUUUUGUCAAGGUAGUGAAAGUUUAUAUACAGUCUAGUAAUCUUACGUAUGAUGGUACUAAGAUGGACUAUGUUGAAGCUCGUAAUCAUCUAUUGAAUAGAUAUUCAUCAUUUUCGACUAAACAUAAAUCUACAAAGAGCUUCCUUUCACCAGCAAAUUGGCAGAAUGGCUUGAAAGGUGCUGAAAAGGCAAUUGAGAAUGAAUACCUCUAUCAAUCAAUGCUACAAGAAACUUUUCUCAGGUUGAGAGAAUAUCACAUUGAAAAGCGUAAAUUGCCACUUGGAGAUGAUCCUGAGGCAUCAGAUCCAGAAUCUCUCAUUGAUCCCAAAAAUGUUAUAAUUGAAUUGAAUUUAGCCACUUAUGCAUGCCUUGAAUUUAACAAAGAUAAAGUGGAAGAAUUCAACGAAAUAGUUGUGAGAACAUUCACCAGAGACCAGAAGAAUAUUAGAUGCGAUAAAAACAUGUUGAUAAUCAUUGAUAAGUUUGUGUUUGUGAGUGACGUUCAGGAACAACUGUCAAGAUGCAGCUUCGUCGAUUCCAUUGUGCUAUUAGCUGCUGAUACAGUAAUCAUCGAUAGUGAUUUGGAUGCAAAGUUAUUGGAGGGCAGAAACGUGAUGAUUCUAGCACCACAGUGGCUGGUUCCUGGCAAGAGGAGUUUGAUGGUCAGCGGAAAGCCGCAUGAGGAAAAGCAAGAAAAAGCCGGUUUCGGUGAGGUUGGGUUGGAUGGCAAGGAUGGGAAUCCCAGUGGUAGCUUCCUGGGCAUCGGUCAGCGGUUCCAGGGCAUUGAAGACCUCACGGUUCAGGCGUGUGGCGGGAAUGGUCAAGAUGGUCAGGAUGGGGGAGAUGGAAGGGAUGGCACUGAUGGAGUGGACAAUGCUCUUACAAGUUUCAAAAAUGAGAAAGAGGUGCACGUACCUAUUAUUUAUAAUGUGGAGACUAGUGUGAAGAAGAAGGAAGGAACACAGGGAACUGCUGGACAGGACAGCGGUGCUGGAGGGAAAGGAGGGAAGGGGGGAGCCAAGGGAUCCAUCAAUAUCGUUGAUCUAGUCCAUCAUGGGAAACCUUCGUCCUCCUUCCGAGGUCUGGGAUUCUCUUCCCGUGAGUGCGAAGGGCGACAAGGUCUCCCUGGAGCUGAUGGUAAACCGGGUGAAAGCGGCAGCAAUGGAUGCACCACAAUAGAAACUACAAAAGCUCACGAAAUUUUCGGUAAAACAUUUGACGUAUUUUCCAGUACUGACACUCAAAAACUUCCCUGUAAUAGGACUACUCCUAAGGGUGAGGUUCUUCGCGAGACUCGUAUCAAUCUAUAUGUUCCCAGACAAAGGGAUUCCCUCCCACCUGUUUGCAAGAUGUUCGAUCGACUCAUGAUGUUCAUCGAUGAUAGCAGAUAUUACAGUAGCAAAUUGACUGUGAAAUCUAUUGAAGCUUUUCGAAAUAACGUGAAAGAGAAACUCUGCUCUUAAUUUAAUGAGUCUGAGAUUCCUAAUUACUAUAUUACCUAAAAUCGUACUAGACACGAUUAUGUUAAUGAAUAAAUAAAUCAAGAAUGGACAUA
This is a messenger RNA of Nilaparvata lugens (brown planthopper), 3159 nucleotides long. RefSeq lists its product as uncharacterized. The transcript has 3 exons. Bases 115 to 1104 code for a protein of 329 amino acids. The record is from RefSeq and is a predicted model, not a curated record. NCBI's taxonomy places the organism in Eukaryota, Metazoa, Arthropoda, Insecta, Hemiptera, Delphacidae.